AUGAUCUCGACCCCCCAGGGAUAUCGGGUUCCACCCAACGUGGCUCCUGGUGCAUUGCGCCCCAUUGAGCGGAUGAUGUCCAUGCCGGCAUGCAAAUAUGCACCGCAAGUGGCGUCACCAUCAACGCUGCACCGAGCGGUGGUUGGGGUGCCUUCUGGGGCAGAGGCUGCGCCUCGGCCCACUCUGUCACCCUCCGCAACAGCAAACUGGGUGGCGUACUCAAGCCCACGCGUACCAGCGCAUCCGGCACUCUCAUCCACUGCCAGGUCACAGUUCGUCCAUCCAAUGGUCUCACCGCGGAUGAUACCAGAGGUUGCCGUGGACGUGCUUAGCCGCUCCCGCGAGGCCUUCAUUGUUUGUACCGGUCCAGCCCGCUCCACUGUGGCAGCAGGUCAUUUUGGGGCCUCACCACCCACCUCGCCGCGAUUCGAUGCUCCGCAAUCGCCAAGGUUGACGACACACGCCCGGCCCGGUCAAAACGUGCAGCAGCAGGCACGGCCUUCUUUGUGGGAGCAGCAUCAUCAGCAGGCCCUCCGGCAAAUGCGCCGUCCAGCGCCGGCUGAGGGCCCACUCCCGUCACAAAGCCGGCUCGUUCCAGGUGCAGCGUCGCGGCCGCCCACUCGGGAGUCGAGCAAGGUCAUCACCACGCAGGCAAAAGUCGCACAGCCGGCAGAUCUGCCGACUCCCUGUGAGACCAUGACUGCGACGGGGAUGACUACGAUGACAGCUUCUCUGCCCAGCCGGAGUGAGCAUGUGCCCGCUUCGGGGACGAUGUCUCAGGUGCUGGAAGAGGCCCCGCAGUUGCCACAAGUGCCUGUGGAGCAGACAUCAGUUCCCCAAGCACGAGCUGGCUCGGGGCCCCAGCAACAAGCGCCGGCCAACCAAGAAGCGGAUUCCGUGGAUGCCCGAGCAGGGACAGCAACAGCCGAGGACUCUGGGCCAAAGGUUGCCUCGAGGCCACGGCCAUCAGCUUCGCCGGCUUCGCCGGCUUCGCCGGCCUCGCCGGCUUCGCCAUCGCCACCGGUGAGUGCACCGAUCCAGGCCCCAGGAGCGGCACAAGGAGGCCUGGGAGGACCCAGCGGCCCCAGCACAACGCCUCAAUCUCCCCAGAAGGACGCGAACAGUCAGAGUACUGGGCGUGAGGCGUUUGACUCUCCGCGGGACGCUUGCUACACAACUUGCAAGGGCCCGCAGGGCCCCCUGCAGGGCCCGCAGGGCCCGCAGGGCGCUCCAAGUGAGCCACUGAUGGCACGCUUGGCCUUCCUCGAGGCAACUGGUCAUUCCCAGUGUGGGUCGGAGCAGGCACAGGCCACGGACCGUGCCAACUUACUUGCGCACAUCCAUCGGCAGCAGGAGCAGCUGAACCGGUUAGAGGCCCUGGCGGAGGAGAACGCGGAACUUCGGGCCCAGUUGCAGCGCCCCAAACGGGCUAAGGCGCCGGCCGAAACUACGAGGAGAGAGCCGCGCCUUAGAGAAGGUCCAGCAGUGGCUGCAAGUACGACACCUGCUUUCCGAGAUUCACCACCACCAACGAUGCCGCUGAGGCGAUUUCGCACGGCGCCAGGGGAGGUGAGGACGCAGGCAGAUGCACCAAUUGUUCUCACGGCGCGCACAGCGCCCCGCAGCCCCGGGGGAGGCGGCCGCGGCGUCCCCUCGGAGGCCAAGGUGGCCAUGGUCGAGCAGACCCUGGCAGAGCUGGAAAGGGCUCUUGGCCUGGCUGCAGAGAACAAGCAGCUCAUUGUCGAGAAGUGA
Molecule: messenger RNA, 1752 nt
Organism: Symbiodinium natans
Lineage: Eukaryota; Dinophyceae; Suessiales; Symbiodiniaceae
Source: the annotation of a GenBank genome assembly